UAAUCCAGUUUUGGAGGCGGGGGGGGGGAGAGGGAGGCAAGCCUUGAGUAUAUCCUUUCCCGGUCGCGGGCCUGGGCUCCCCCCGGAGUGAGCCAGCAGAGGGCGCCGGAUCCCUUCGGAGCCUCUUUGCCCGGGAACGGUGGGAGUUUGAACAAAGUUUUGCUGGCGACAGACGAGUGGCUACUCCGGAUUGGGUUGACCCGGCGUCCGCAGGGGGAGUUUAGCAAGCCGGGUCCGGAGAAUUGGGGCGACCGCGCUUGGAUAGCAGCAAUGGCGGCUGGGGAGACGCAGCAGGGUGGCUGUCUCCAGCAGUUGCGCCACAGGGUGGACGUCAUGGAUCCGGGCUUCCAACAGAAACUGGAGAGCGAGAAGGAGGUCAUACGCAGGGCCAUCCAGAAGGAGCUAAAAAUCAAGGAAGGAGCUGAGAAUCUGCGUCGGGUCACCACCGACAAAAAGAAUCUGGUGCAUGUGGAAGGCAUGCUAAAAUCGUCCAACUGCAAGUUGGAACAGCUGCAUCAGGAACUCCAGGACCUCAAUGCCAGGAUUGUAGUAAAAGAGACAGAGGUGGCCAGGACAGAUGAAAAGGUGUCCCCUGAUCCUUGCGUCUGGGGAAAGAGCCCGGGCCCGGCGUCAAGGAGGAUCGGGGCGCUGAAGAAGCAGCUUCACAUUGAGAUGAAGGUGAAGCAUGGCACGGAGAACUUGAUCCAGAUGUAUUCCAGCACCACAAAGGAACGGAAGCUCCUGGCAACCGCUGAACAGAUGCUGCACGAGAGCAAGACCAAGAUCGAAUUGAUCCGCAUGCAGAUUGUGAAGGUGUCCCAGGCGGUAGGGGGCACAGAAGGCGACACGGUGGAUCCGGCAGCCAGAGAGGGAGGCCCGUUCAGUCCCCUCGAGUUGCGCCUGGAGGAACUGCGGCAUCGGCUGCAUGUCGAAGCUGCGGUAGCGGAAGGGGCCAAGAAUGUGGUGAAGAUCCUUGGCAGCAGGCGCGGGCUGGACCGGAAAAUGUUGGCUGAGGCUCAGGCACGUCUGCAGGAAUCCUUGCAGAAGAUCGAUCUGCUGCGUCUCUCCCUCGAGCAUCUCCUCUGCAAUUUGCCUACCUGUCACCCAAAGCGGGAGUUCAUCAAGCAGGAGCUCAUGAACAUUUCCUCUUUGGGGCCUCCGCCAGGCAGCAGUGGGCAGCCAUUUUCCCCCUUGAUCAAACCCGCAGCGCUUACAGGGACGCUGGAAGUGCGACUGAUGGGCUGCCAGGAUGUGCUGGAGAGGGUUCCUGGCCGUUCCCGAGCGGUCAGUUCAACGCCCAUCUACGGGAGCCCCAGCGACUCAAAGCCCAUGGCCUGGACGAGGGUUGGCAUGAGUCUGCACAGCCGAUGUGCUCUGGGGAAACACAUUCUGAAUGAAGAACUGUGCAGUGAAGUUCUUGCAGUGCUCAAGGUAGACAGCAAGGUUGUUGGCCAGACAAACUGGGGACCAGUUAACAACCAAGCCUGGGACCAAACAUUUAUCAUCGAAUUGGAUAGAUCUCGAGAGCUGGAAAUCUCUGUUUAUUGGCGUGACUGGCGGGAGCUGUGUGCAGUGAAGUUCUUGCGCCUGGACGACUUCCUUGAUAAUGAGUGCCAUGGCCUGUGUGUCCCCCUUGAGCCCCAAGGGACGCUCUUUGCAGAGGUCACAUUCACGAACCCUGUGAUUGAGACCCGGUCUAGGUUGCAGCGUCAGAAGCGCAUUUUCCCCAAACAAAAAGGCAAAGAGUUUCUCCGAGCCUCUCAGAUGAAUAUCAACAUUGCCACCUGGGGGCGUCUGAUGAUGAACUUCCUGCCCCCUUGCAGUUCCCUAAGUACAUUGAGCCCCCCUCUUCGGGAUUCCAUGUGUCCAGAUAUCGCUUCUCCACCCCCUUCUCGGAGUCGAGUUGAUCCGGGGGCAACGGUGUCCAGUGACUACCCGAUGGUUAAACUGACAUUUGAUGAUGAGCCCCCUCCCAAGCCGCCGCGCCUCUUCCUGGAAUCUUCUCCCAAGGAGCCGGUGACAUCUCCAUCUCCUUUGGAUCCUGUGAAUCUGAACAGGUUACAUGGAGAUGGACAUAUCUGUGGUUCGCAAGAGGCAAGCCAGGGUACCGCUGGGAAGAGGACUGUCCGGUUUGAGGACUUUUGUUGCAUUUCUGUGCUGGGACGUGGGCACUUUGGAAAGGUGUUGUUGACUCAGCAUAAGACCACAGGUAAGCUGUAUGCCAUCAAAGCCCUGAAGAAACACGAAAUCAUUGGCCGGGAUGAUGUGGACAGCUUGAAUUGCGAGAAGCGCAUCUUUGAAGUGGUCAACUCCUUCGGCCACCCCUUCCUGGUGAACAUGUUUGCUUGCUUCCAGACCCCCAGCCACGUGUGUUUUGCGAUGGACUAUGCCCCCGGGGGGGACCUCAUGAUGCAGAUUUGUGUAGACAACUUUCCAGAGCACGUGACGCGGUUCUACUCAGCCUGUGUGGUGCUGGGACUCCAGUUUUUACAUGAGAAGAAGAUAAUUUACAGGGAUCUGAAAAUGGAUAACCUUCUCCUAGAUGCUGAGGGCUUUGUGAAGAUUGGCGACUUUGGGCUUUGCAAGGAAGGGAUAGGUUUCGGAGACCGAACCAGCACCUUCUGUGGCACCCCCGAGUUCCUGGCUCCCGAAGUCCUGACCGACCCCUCCUACACCCGGGCGGUAGACUGGUGGGGGCUCGGAGUGCUGAUUUUUGAAAUGUUGGUUGGGGAGUCUCCGUUCCCUGGAGACAAUGAAGAGGAGGUGUUUGACAGCAUCAUCAACGAAGACGCCCAUUACCCGCAAUUCCUUGCCUCGCACGCGGUCUCCAUCAUGCGUCAGUUCUUCCAAAAGUGUCCAGAGCAUCGCCUUGGAGGAGGAGAGGGAGAUGCGGAGGAGAUUAAAAGGCAGCCCUUUUUCAAGGAGAUUGACUGGGAUGCCCUCUUUGCCAGGACCGUUAAGCCUCCUUUUGUGCCCACCUUGAGAGGUGCCACCGAUGUCAGCAAUUUUGACAGGGUGUUCACCUCCCAGGAGGCCACCCUGACCCCUCCGGAUGAUCUCCCCCCGCUUACUGCAGAAGAGCAGGCCAGGUUCAAAGACUUUGACUCUGUUUCCAGACACCUGCUGGAGCUCUGAUUAUUAUUAUUUUACUGACUGGGUCACGAAGAGCCCAUUCAGAUAUCCUCACCUCCAUUUGCUGCUAGAGAACUAAUGUGGACCUGCUCCUGUUUGGGGGAGGCCCUGUUUUCCAGCAGUGCUGACUUUGUUCACGUACACAUGAAGCCAUGCAGGAAAUGGGACAAUGCUUUUACAGUAUGGCUACAGAGGUUUUUACCCUCUGCAAGGUCUCUGGCGCACGGAUGAGGCUGGGGCAGACACCAAGAUUUCUGGGGAUGUCAUGCUAGAUUGCUGCAGGUAUUUAAACAUCAAUUUUAUUUGGGACCCAAGAGGUGACGAUAGCAUGUAGGAGCGGGCAAUGCAAGGCUUCCGGCACUUCCUGUUUAGACACGAUGGAGACGUGAACCAAAGUCAUACUUUUUCACCUUUUUCACUGGAGAAUUCAGGGACUGUUUGAAUGCCUCUCUUGUGUUUGGAAAUUCUGUUUCACCUAAGACAUAGAGGCAGAGGAACAGGAGGUGAAUGGUGCUCGUAGUUCUCUUUCCAACACUGCCAUGUCUAAAAUCACCAAGCAAUAAGGCUCAUCCUGGGUGCUUUGAAUAUAAAAGCAAGUACCUCUUGAAGAAAAAUCUUGCCUGCUACUUGCAGAGAUCCGUGCCUGGCAGAGGGGAAAAAAUAAAAAUAACGUCAGACGUUGUCCUCUCCAACAUUAACUUACGUUUGAUCCUCCUGAGGAAUUUUGUGAUGAGGAAUCAAGUUUACCAAAGCCAGGAUAAUGAAGGAUCUGUUUGGACCUGAAGUCUCCUUUCCAGAGGAUCUCUUCCGAUUUCACUUUCCCAGACACACAAGGCUCUUUGAAUGGGCUGGAGUGGAGCGAUAUGUGCAAUUUGUUCCUGUUGAAUGUCAAAGGUGAGCGGCAGACUUGAAUUCGGCUUGUGAAUGUGUAGAACUGCCAGGCAGCCAGAUCUCACCUAUGAAGCCCCUCGCCCAUGCACCAAGUCCUAUAAACUGUCCUUGAGUCUCUGCUAGGGGAAAAAACAGACCCUUGCGCCCUUUUUUGUGCAUUUCUCCAUGUGGAGGGUGGACCUCUGGAGGAUGGAGCGGGGCCACAUCCCCUGCCUGGCCCUCCCCAUGUCCAUGCACCACCACGAACGUCUGCAAAGGGGAAAGCUGCAUGGUUAGAUUUUUACACUAUGGGAAUCUUGCGCGAUCAGAGUUCUCAGUCGCAUGGAAGCGUUAGCAUGUACAGCUAUACACAGAAAAGUUGCUCCUUUGUGGACAUCUCUGUUGAUGUGCGGAUGCUGAGGGCGUGCAUGAUGGACAACUUUGGAGACCGGCGCAAAGAGAUGCAGCCUCCUCCAUCUCCCCUAUGUGCAGAGGAAUGAGUGAAAGGGGCCUUUGUCAUUCCUGAAUCUUUGAACUGCACUCUCAUGAAGAAUCAUGCAUUAAAAUUCCAGAGUUUGCUCACAGCGCGGGUUGAAAAGAGAAGGUCUGUUGUCUUUCCAUCCCUUUGGAGACAGCUGGUGGGUGGGUUUCCCUCCCCCACCUUUGUGAAUACAAUUAUAAUAUUUUCUGUUAUGCCUCUCGUUUGCUGCACCAGCUCCUAGGAGCCUGGAUUUAUUUGCCUUCAUUUCCAAAGAUGCUACUUUAGGGCCACUGUAAACAGAUGUGCUCCUAUUCCACUGUCCCCCCCCCCCACGGAUUUCUAUGUCUUGAAUAAAAACACUGGCAAACAAGCGAACAUGACCAAGAAGUGGGGGGGGGGAAGGGAAUGCAAUGGCAAGAGAAUCCCAGCUCAGCAAGAAAGCAAAAUGUCCGAGGAUUUCCAAAUUGCAUGUUGUGAUUUAAUAUUUAAAAUAAAAGUGUUUUGGAUUUGAAA
Messenger RNA from Rhineura floridana, 4996 nucleotides. It is a transcript of the gene PKN3, whose product is annotated as protein kinase N3. The transcript is spliced from 22 exons. Gene Ontology annotation, molecular function: ATP binding; protein serine/threonine kinase activity; small GTPase binding. The coding region runs from base 271 to 3135 and encodes 954 amino acids. Gene Ontology annotation, biological process: signal transduction; protein phosphorylation. The record is from RefSeq and is a predicted model, not a curated record. NCBI's taxonomy places the organism in Eukaryota, Metazoa, Chordata, Lepidosauria, Squamata, Rhineuridae.